UAAAGACGCAUGUGUCCGGUUGCAGUCUCAUGCUGCUUUGGAGGGGGUCUAUCUUAUAAAAAACGUGGUUUAGUCAGCGAAUCCUGUAAAAAUGGUUCGUAAAUUGAAGUAUCACGAAGAGAAGCUGUUAAAGAAGGUUGACUUUAUAAACUGGGAGGUGGACAACAACCUGCACGAGGUCAAAGUGUUGCGGAAGUAUCGCAUCGAAAAGAGGGAGGACUACACAAAGUACAACAAGUUGAGUCGAAACAUCAGAGAUCUGACUCAGAAAAUUCGAGAUCUGGAUGAAAAAGAUGGCUUCAGAGCCCAGAGCUCACAUCGUCUACUUGAAAAACUGUACAGCAUUGGCCUCAUCCCCACCAAGCAGAACCUGUCCCUAACAGAGAAAGUCACAGCUUCUUCAUUCUGCAGGAGGAGGCUGCCCAGCAUUAUGCUGAGCCUGCGUAUGGCUCAGAACCUGAAAACAGCCAUCACAUUCAUCGAACAAGGACAUGUGCGUGUUGGUCCAGACAUCGUCACAGACCCGGCCUUUCUCGUCACAAGAAACAUGGAAGAUUUUGUCACGUGGGUAGACUCCUCAAAGAUCAAGCAGCAUGUAAUGAAUUAUAAUGAUGAGAGGGAUGACUUUGAUCUGGUAGUGUAAGACCUUUUUGGCACCCACUCAUCACCAAGGAUCCCAGCAGAGUGACAUGAACUUUAAAACAUGGGAGAGGACUGUUUCCGACUUGGAAUUGAAGGAGUAAAACAAAACCACCAAACGUAACCUGAGGAAGAUGAGCAGAAACAACUUCCAGACUUAAUUUUUCAAAUUUAACAUCUCUCUAUCUCCAGUUUAUCAUCAAUCAUCCAUCUCAAAUAUCUGUAGCAAGAAGUAAAAGAAUAUCUUUGUUUCGUCGAACUCUGCUCAGGCAACAUGAGAGCAAAGUCUCCUGGAGCUCUUCUGCAUAAUGUGUACAUUUGUAUAUUACCUGAUACAGUGUUUCUUUAAUAAUUUAACUUAGGAUAUCUGUUCAUGAAACAUUUUAUGUGCCAUAAAAUCAGCUGUUAAAUGCAAACAGAUUAUUUGAUAAAUAUUUAUUCUUUCUAACAGGACAUUUUUUACACUGUAAACAUUGCAAACAAUAAACAUUCAUUUAAAACAA
Molecule: messenger RNA, 1142 nt
Organism: Cheilinus undulatus (humphead wrasse)
Lineage: Eukaryota; Metazoa; Chordata; Actinopteri; Labriformes; Labridae
Gene: imp3
Product: IMP U3 small nucleolar ribonucleoprotein 3
Exons: 7
Coding region: 92-643 (183 amino acids)
Biological process (GO): rRNA processing
Cellular component (GO): Mpp10 complex; small ribosomal subunit; small-subunit processome
Molecular function (GO): rRNA binding; snoRNA binding; structural constituent of ribosome
Source: RefSeq, a predicted model, not a curated record